AUAGGAGGUUGUUCAUGACUAUGCCACUUCAGUUCAGAUGCUAACUGGUCAGUAAACGCACCACAGUCAUGUUGUACCAAAGUUAAUGCACUCAUAACAAUAAUAACAUGAACAUAACAAUAGUACAAUACAGUAUGUAGUGUUUUGUGGCAAAAUAUGCCAUUUUUAGCUAGUUAGUAAAGUGUCAUGGAGCUUGAAAAUACAAAUUCGAUUAUAGUGCUUUUUGUAUGAUUACCCACUAAAUUCUUAGGCCAUGAUCUUGCGAUAAUUCACCCCUGCUGUAAAAAACAGCAUAGACUAGCACAGAAAUGAUGCUGGUCUAUGCUGCUCAUUGUUGGUCUAUGCUGGUUUGGUGCUGGUUUAGCUUGUGGUUAAUGCUGGUCUAUGCUGGUUUAGCAUGGUCCACCAGCAUACAGUAGCAUAACAGCAUCUGAUGCUGGUAUGGUGGUCACCAGCACUAGCAUACCAGCACGAAAACACAACAUAUGCUAUGUCUAUGUUGGUCAUGCUACAGUAGUAGCUGGUCUAUGCUGGUUUUUCCAGCAGGGACAUGAUCAACUCUUUGGUUUUAGGUUAGCACUUACCUCAUAAAUGUGAUAGUCAUUUGUAGCUUCCCUGUGAGACAAAAACAAGCUCCAAAUUAACCGCAUUGAUUGUUUGUUUCAAGACAAAAUGUCAUAAAAGUUAAAAAGACACAUUUGACCAGACCAGAAGCUAGGCAGAUAGCUCUUGCUAGCUAACUAGCUAGCUAACUAGCUGCUGACUCAGGCACAAUGACAGUCAGGCAAAUUGUGUGAACAAAGAUGCCAGAAAAGGAGAACGGCAAUGACAUUAAUAGGCCAGCGAUCAGACAUGCUGGCUAAGAUUGGUUUAGCCUGUGACAAGCUGUCGUCAAUAGAGUCCACAUUUUACAGCCUAAGUUUUGAUUCUCACCGUAAUAAGGGACAAAGUGCUUCCCUUGUCAACUCAAUACAGGACACACACUUUUAUUUCUAAAAAUGGGACAAUUCUGUUUUUCAGUGGACCUUUGGUAAUCCCUAUACCUCCGGUACAUUUUUAUAGUCAAAUCCUUUUUUAAGGAUUUUCAUCAAUGGUGUUUUUGUGUCACACAGACUAGUGUUGUGCAUCCUAAAGUCUCUCGCUGGCGUGCCGACAUCUGCUUGCUUUAUCUAAAUUAUUGACAUUGGCCUUCUGUGCGCUCAACAAACAGGACAGGCCUCUGUUUCUGCAUGUCUAAGCAAUAUCCAUCCCUCCGAAUACCUUACUUUAACUGAGGCUGACACAAAUAGCCUAAACAUCAGAUAGAUAAGAUUAUAUAGGAGUUUUUUUUCUGAUUUGUGAAAGCCUCAUUGUUGGGGUCUAACAAUGUCUUCUGAUAUUAUUUUGAAGCCGCAUUUGAAAUAUUCAUUGCUGCUUGAUUGCCAUCUAGUGGUCGGCAGGCAAACUUCUUGUAGCACUCAAAACCCAAAACAACACCUGAGGAUGUUAUAUGUUGACAUAAAUAAAGUCACAUUUUUGAGGUUUGUAAUAUUGAUCAUAAUAGAAUAAAUCUACAUAGUAAGGGCUGAAAUACAAAGCCAAUUUAUUACACAUGUGAAUAGGACCUUACGCACAGUAGAUAAUAGUUAGGUGUGCUGUUUAAUAUGAUGAGAAUUAAUCGAUGUUGUUUUUUAUUUUAUUUUUUUCAAACUGUCAUGGUUUAUUUUUUUGGACAUGCUUAACAACUUACAAGUUAAAAAAAAAACAUCACAAAUUUAUAUUUGCACACUUCAACAGUGUUUAUUUAAUCAUACCACUUUUCCAUUUAUUGACAAUUACUGGUAGGUAAUCAUUGAAUUCAUUGAUGAAUGUAAAUAGUACAUAUUUAAAAUGGUAGAGUAAAUAUACAAUAUACACAUUAUUCUAUAAGAUGCUUUUAGGCAAAACUGAUUUAUUUUCAAAAUUCCAAUGUGUUCUUGGUUGAUUCAUAUAUAUUCCUAUGAAUUCCUAAAACAAGCCCUUCCUAUUCAUGCCAAUGCCAAUUAACAACCAUGAAAGAGCUUUAAAGUUGCAUAUGUUAGGUUUCACUGUAGUUAUGAGACCGACCCCUCUACUCUGUAUUUAAUAGAGCAAGAACAAGAAUAGAUUAAGGAUGCACUUAGGACGCUUUAAACACUAUUAUGUUGGGUUUUUUUUAUGGCAGGAGCUCAUACAUCUUGCAUGUUAACGUAAUAAUGACGGCGUGUGUUUCUGUCUGUGACUCAUGUCUGUCUCUCAGCAGCAAUAUUAUAAUAUGACUCUUAUGUAGAGAUGUUAAAAAUGCAACUUCAUCAAAAGCUUUGCUCUACAUGGCUGCUUGCACUUGUCCAAGAUGCAAAUACUGUAUUCAUGUGGAAAAAAGUCCCCAGUCUCCUACUCCUGAAAAGGGUGAACAUUUAAUGGUGCUGCUAUUUAACUAAAAAAGUGUGAUCCCAAAUCGGAUUUUACUUAAAAUGUGCCACACAACACCCACCGAAUCACACCUUUAGGGAACUGACAAGCACAUGUCUGUAAAAUUUUAGCAAGAUUGGUUGGGAAAACAUCAAGCCACCAUCAAGCAAAAUGUCUUUACAACUUACUAACGAAUUAUUUAUAAGUCAUUUACCACUUGGCUAAUGAUAAUCUGCAUUACCUGCAGUACAUGCCAGCAUGUCUUACAAAGCAUUUUGUCCACAACCCAUCGGGGGCGCCACUAAUGUCAUUUCCAGCCGUGUGACAAAAUGUGAACACCAUUUUUUCCACACGACUAUAUACACAGCUGAUCAAACGUUUGAGCACACAACCUUUAAAGGCCAAAAUCUUGUGGAUUCAAUGUCAUUUUCUGUCAGGUAUUCACACUGUCAUGAUCUCUUGAUGGCAAAGGCAAAAAAGCUUUCUCUCUUUGAACGCCGUGCAUAAAGAAGGCCUCUCGCAGCGUGCCAUUGCUGCUGAUGUUUGAGUGGUAGGUGGUAGGCCCAAAAAGUUGUCACCAGCCCUGAGCCAGAGGAUGCAAUUGGCUGUCCGUUCAAAACACAGGACAAUCCUCGGCCCAAAUGAAGGUUGUCACUGGUGCCGAGUGCGGUCCAAUAACCAUCAGACGGCACUUGCGAGAGGAGGGUUUUAAGACCACAAAACUUCUUCUAAUGCCUCGUCUCCUUCAAUGCCACAAAAUCCCAUCUAGUAUUUGCCCGAGAGCACCAAACAUGGAAAAGGCGGAAGAAAGUUUUAUUCUCUGAUGAGGAAAAAUGUACCCCAUGAUCUGGGGUACUUUUUCUUUUAAUUGAACAAUGAAUGGCAGUUGGCUAUGUAGAUUUGUUGCAGGGGGCAUCCCUCAUGGCUGAAGGCCCUCAUCCGUGUGGUAAUGACUGGGUGUUUCAACAGGACAAUGCUGCAGUUCACAAUGCCUGCCUGAAAAAGGAAUUCUUUCAGAGGAAUAGCCUCACUGUUUUGGACCACCCUGCGUGUUCCCCUGAUCUAAAUCCAAUUGCGAACAUUUGUGGAAGGAUUUCAAGGGAAGUUGAAAUCAAAAAAUGGAAUCAGUUACAGACAGUGGAUGCCCUACGUGAAGCCAUCUUCACCACCUGGAGUACCAUUCCCACGAGCCUCCUGCAAACCCUGGCAUCAAGCAUGUUUUUUUCAGCUGAUGACAGCCUGCUUCACAAACACGUGCUUCGUCAGUCCCCUAAAGACAGCAGCGACAGUGACCUUGAGCUCUCCAUGGUACGCCAUCAGCCCGAGGGCCUUGAGCAGCUCCAGGCACGGACCCAGUUCACAAGGAAGGAGCUUCAGUCCCUUUACAGAGGUUUCAAAAAUGAAUGUCCCAGUGGGCUUGUGGACGAGGAAACCUUCAAGACCAUUUACUCACAGUUCUUUCCGCAAGGAGAUGUCACCAUGUACGCACACUUCCUGUUCAAUGCUUUCGACAUGGACAGAAGCGGCUCCAUCCGAUUCGAGGACUUUGUGCUGGGCUUGUCGGUGCUGCUUCGCGGUUCCGUCACAGAGAAGCUACGCUGGGCGUUUAAUCUCUACGACAUCAACAAGGACGGCUACAUCACCAAGGAGGAAAUGAUGGCCAUAAUGACGUCCAUUUACAACAUGAUGGGCAGGUACACCUUCCCCAGUGUACGAGAUGACUCCCCUUUGGAACACGUGGAGAAAUUCUUCCAGAAAAUGGAUCGUAACAGAGAUGGAGUGGUGACCAUUGAUGAAUUCAUAGAAACCUGCCAAAAGGAUGAAAACAUUAUGUCUUCCAUGCAACUCUUUGAGAACGUCAUCUAGCAGAAGGAUCGUCGCAAACUCACGGAAACUUUAGAAAUUAGCUCAUGCAACACACCGGAUAUCAUUUACUACGGUAAACGCUGUUUUUUUUUUUCAGUUAAAGCUCAUCUGUGCAGAGAAAUAGUCACAAGGUCAUGUUUCCCAGCAUGACAGUUAUUCCAAAGUUCCCCAUCAACAGAGCAUGAAUGUGAGGAUCAUUAAAAGCAUGUGAUACCCAACACAAACUCACAAUUGAAACCCUUACAUUUCAACAAGCAUUUUUAUUACAGUAUAUUUUCUCAGGGGACAAUACUUUAGAAAGGAAACUUGAAUAUACUAUACUUUAGAGUAGUCAGUAUAUAUCUUGUACGGCAAUAUAUUUAAAGUUUAUCCGCUUUUCAUGUCUAGAGUGUUGACCCUUGAGAUUUCAGUUUAUCUUUCAAUGGCAAAGAACUUUCAUUAUGCUGUUUCCUUGGCAAAAGAGAGCUCUGUUCCACCACACACACACAAACAGAACAGACAGGCAGCGUCGGCAGGAACACAUGCAGUCAAACAAAGGAGCAUUGUAAUGAUAGUUGCCCCUGUAAUGCGAACAAAAUCACUACGUUGAGGGUGAACUCAUCAAAGAAGCAUUGCUUUCUUUAUUUGCUGCAGUAACUUGUUCUGUAUGCUUGGUUUGUUGCUUAAACCUUGCAAUGCAAACAUGCUGAAAUAAAUCUACCUUCACCUAGCGAGAAACCUACUGGAUCUAUUUCAUUAUUAAUAAGGCAAGAGCUCAGAGAAUAUAAUUUGACUGUCAGUAACGCUGUGGCGGUUUUUAUUAUUAUAAGAAAAGUUGUGAUCAAAAUCAGCCCCAAUAUGUUCCAUAUAGCAUACUGAAUGUUCCUUGUGUAUGCUUGUGAAAGUAAAAUAUGCAGGGAAUGCCACUGUUGACUGUAGUUAUAUAUAGAGCCAAAAGACCAGGAGAUGACUUCCAAGGCUUCACUACACAGCUGCCUUUGAAUGACUGUAUUGAGUCGAGUCUUAGAGAAGCAUGUGGAUAGGCUCAAACUGAUAACAACAGUGUAAAGAAACAAUAUUGCUUGCUCUUGAUAAGAACAGAGUUCUUGACAGAACGCAGUUAAUUGGUUCUAGGCCUUACCAUGAUAAGUACAUUUACGUGAGUUCUUAUUUAUCAAUUGAAUGUUUUCAUAAUUAGAGCAUAGCAUAGCAUCCAUCCGUUCAUCUUCUAUGCCGCUUAGGGUCACGGGGUAUGCUGACUUCGGGCGAGAGGCGAAAUGUCUAUGGUCGCCACAUAGACAAAACAACCAUUCAUAUGUAGGGACCUAACAUGGAUGUUUUUGGAAUGUGGGAGGAAACCGGAGUACUCGGAGAAAACCCACACACACACACGGGGAGGACAUGCAAACUCCACACAGAGAUGCCCAACAGAGAUUUGAACCCAGAUCUUCCCGAUCUCCUGACUGUGUGGCCAACAUGCUAACCACUAGGCUACCGUCCAGCCCCUCUAGUAGACAUAAUAAUAGAAAAUAAGACAUCUUAGGCAUACAUAAGUAGGGGUGUCACGAGACACCCAACUCACGACCCGAGAUGAUACACGAGAUUGGGUCCACGAGGACAAGACGAGACGAGAUUUUAACUUUUUUUUAAAGAUAUGUACAAUGAAAAAAUAUAUGGGUGAGUGGUUUUGUUUUCGGUGGGGAAGUUGGUUACCAUUGGUUACCACCUUUCAGACACCACUCGGACACAUUCGGCAUACUGGCUCGUCCGUGUUUGUAGACUCAGAUCUUGCAUUGCUCCUAAAAGGGCAACACUCUCUGCUAUGCUAGCGGCCCCUCCUCCCCUCACAGAGACAGAGACAAUACAGUAUGGCUGACAAGAGGGCUCCCUUUGUUGAAGCCUUUGCUUCAUGGAGCAAACGUGCCCAGGGGCUGAAAACGAGCACACAGUCAACCUGCGUGAUACCCCCCUAUAAAUAAGACAUAACAUAGGCUCACACGUUGCCACUGACAGCAUACUUCCUGCACGCAAACGUUGCCAAUGACAGCAUACUUCCUGCGAUGGUUAUUGUCUCAUCAUCGUAACGUUACUGACAGCUAGCGACCAGUGUAGAAUACUAUUGUGACGCGCUGUUUGUUGUUAAGGAGAGACUGAUGAUGCACUUUAGUUGCUUUAUUAACAAGCGUAGAACACAUAGGCAGUGAACAUUCACACAGGAGCUGCUGUUGGCUACAACUCACGCCAGUCACUCACACUCUCCACACUGCUUAAACGCAGUCAGCUUUAGAUGGCUGACGUCACACACGUCAUUGCCCAGGCCCUGCUCCUUAAAGGCGCACACAAGUCACAGAUAAUACAUUACAUAUCACGUCUUCUGAAUGCCUUAUAUCUAUAUUUUCGUUCGUUGGGCCAUUUUUAUGCUUGAAAAUGUUUAAUUUAAUCCAAGAAUACAUACAAUUUGCUUAAAUAUGCAUAUUUUUUUACUCAUGAUAGGCCGUAUUCAACCAUGAAACAGCGAUCAUUUAUUAAUUCAUUAUUUUUUUUUAAAAACGUGAUAGAGUGAGGAUGCCAUGUUCGAACCGCAAUGUAGCGAGAGACGAAUGUAUGGAAAGAGGAGCUUCUUAGCUUUAAAGCGAUAGCCAAUAUGUGGGGGAGCGAUGUAUGCCGCAAAUAACUGUAACGUAUUACAGUCGUCAUCGCGGUUCGAACAUCGCUCCCUCACUCUAUCACGGUUUUUCAUAAAGUAAUUAAUUUAAUUAUCGCUGUUGUGUGGUUGAAUAGGCUAGAAUUAAUUAGAAAAUAUGCAUAAUUUAAGCAAAUUGUACGUAUUUUUUUUCCCAAAUUAAGCAUUUUCAAGCAUAAAAAUUCCUAAAUGAACUGAAACACAAAUACAGUUUACCGUAAACCAUUAUGACCACCAACUUGUGAAUGCAGUAUUCUACAUUGCUCACUAGGUGUCAGUAAUUGUUCAGUGGGACCACCAUCAAAGCACCAGACUUGAACAACCUGCUUUUAUUGCAGGUUUAAAUUAUCUCAGGCAUAAUCAUCAUAAUAACAUGGGUUACUGUUGCGGCCAUAGCCCACAACAAGCUAAACCACAAGUCUGACCCCUGACUUCACUUCCUGUCUGCUCCCCUACAAGGUAAACUGUGUAAUGCGAAUGUAAAGGUGACUAUGUGGGUACUAUUUCAUGUCUGGACUCGAAUAAUGUUUAAAAAAAACAUAUUUAGAAGACUGCAAAUAUGUUUUCUAUGCCAUAACUCCGACAAUAUUUCAUUUAUAAAGAAGGAAUCCUACUGGAACCAAUUAUCCACGAUAAACAAGGGAUUACUGUGAUGUCACCCUGACCCUGUGAUGUUCGUAUGGCAUUACGAGUUUAUGAAUGAAAUUAAAUUCAGCAUUAAACAACUACUGUUCUGAUAAAAUACACUUGACUGCAUAGAAUCUGCUUUCGUAUGAGAAGCACGUGGAUAGGCUCAAACUGAUAACAAUGUAAGCAAACAAUAUUUGUUGUGCUUUAUAAGAAUAGCCUUGGUAUUUGAUGAAAUAUUUGGACUUAUUCACUUUAAAUCUCAGUGUUUUUUGACAAUAUUCUAAGGGACUAUUCACACGUAAAUGUUUUUAGUUCAAAAGGGCAAAGUAUUUUAUCAUUUCAGCCUCUCAUCCACACGGAAAUGGCGUUCUGGAUGCCCUGAAACUGUAUUUUUUUAAUGGCUUCCAGAGUGGGAAAAUCGUGGAAAAAGUUGUCUUUUUGUAGACAGCCGACACAAAAACAAUGACGUCAUCAACCCACUGCUACUCUGUUGCCGUCACCAGACGUGAGCUUUGAUGAUAAACCAACAUAAUAUCUGAAUAUUUCGACUGACAUGACUCACCUCAGUGGACAUUCUCCUGAUAUUUUGUCGUUUUAUACUCCAUAAUGACUCGCAGAAGUAAUUCCACUUCUCAUAAGGCUUGCUGAGCCUUGGAAAGUGGAAGACAACAAACUUAUGCGCGUGUGUUCUUUCUUCUUCUACGGUUUGUUGUGUCAUGUGGUACCGCCUGUGUGUCUGUUCACAGCACCACACGUAGGCGUGCCUUGUGUAUUACAUUGUUUUCACUCAAGUGAUCCGUUUCCGUCUGGAUGCAACUAUUUAUUAAUCUGGCACAGUGUGGAUGUAAAAAUUUAAAAAAUAAAAAUAAAAAAAAUAAAAUCACACGAGCGUUCCCGUGUGGACAGGUCCUAAUAUUCCUAAAACAGUUGUUAAACAGCAUUCAGAUAGAGUUUUGUGCAGCUCAUGUUGUUGUUAAUAUGAACAAAUCUCCCACUGUCCAGUCUUGCUCUCAAAGGGAACAUGAUACUGUAACGAUUAUGUGAUUUCACUGGACAAAAAUGUCUGCAAACAAUCUUCUCGGUUGUUCAGCAUCCUGUUAUACGUCACUCUGCUUGUGCAACACUUCCUGCAGAAACAGCCCUGGUUCUACUUUUAAGAUACUCUCAAUAUGAUCAAACAUCAAAGAAGUAACAUGUCUAACAAUGAGACCAUGAUUUUUAAUCAGUUAUAGUGGCCAAAUAUUAAUUCAAAACUUGCAUUUACUUUAUAUAUAUCUAUAUAUAUAUAUAUAUAUACUAGAGUGUGUUGACGACUUUUUGCUUGUGCAUUGUCCUGUUGUCUGCAUAUCUGCUGAAUAACACAGCAUGGCCGUGUGGAAUUGUCAGCAAAAAUCAUUCAACCUGUACUGUAUUAUUCAUCUUGGACCAAUAGCCAUGCACAGCUUGUUGUUGGUGGUGGGGGGGAGGAGCUUAACUAAUGUUGCUAUAGAAAUAAUUAUAAUGAAAAGCAACCUUCUGGAGCCAAUGGAUUGCCCCAUCAGCAGCACGUUGUCGCAAAAGGGCCCAGCAGUGCAGUGAUGACAUGCUAUCAGAAGCUUCUGUCGCUGUGUUUGUUGCUGCUGAUCACUGCAGCGUUGUGUCCAGGUGCACACUACACAUCCAGUAAGCGUGGCGGCACACCCAAAGGCAGAAGCAGCAAAGCGCCUCAUGCCUCUCAGGGCCUCUCCAAGCAGAGCCUGAAAUGGGCGGCAGCAGCGGCCGGCAUGCUGGGAGGCACUGGCACCGGAUAUGGCCUGGGCUUCCUCGGAAGGCCCAAGCAUGGAUCCAGGGGUCACGUUGGCACAAAUGUGGCCUACACUGACCAGCAUCACUACGGGGAAAGCCAAAAGUUUAACAACCAGUCAAGAUGGAGGGUGUUUAUUAAGGCGGCGGCCCCGCCUGCAGACAUCAAUAACCUCUUCAUCACGCUAGGACACGCUGUCACCUUCAUCAUCACCAUCUGGAUGGGGACACUGUGAUCCAAAUGGUCUUAAUUGCUACUGGUAAAGCACUAAUAGUGAAAAUACAAUAAAGGCUUGUAAAUCAUUGCAAUACUUUUCGCUUUUUAUCAAUGGAGCAAUUUAUGAAGAAAUCUUGAAUGAA
Dunckerocampus dactyliophorus (ringed pipefish) is the source of this 9709-nucleotide messenger RNA. Its product is annotated as calsenilin-like. The record is from RefSeq and is a predicted model, not a curated record. Gene Ontology annotation, molecular function: DNA-binding transcription repressor activity, RNA polymerase II-specific; potassium channel regulator activity; RNA polymerase II cis-regulatory region sequence-specific DNA binding. NCBI's taxonomy places the organism in Eukaryota, Metazoa, Chordata, Actinopteri, Syngnathiformes, Syngnathidae. Gene Ontology annotation, cellular component: voltage-gated potassium channel complex; nucleus. Gene Ontology annotation, biological process: negative regulation of transcription by RNA polymerase II; regulation of potassium ion transmembrane transport. The transcript has 10 exons. The coding region runs from base 3289 to 4275 and encodes 328 amino acids.